Molecule: messenger RNA, 774 nt
Organism: Olea europaea var. sylvestris
Lineage: Eukaryota; Viridiplantae; Streptophyta; Magnoliopsida; Lamiales; Oleaceae
Exons: 4
Coding region: 1-774 (257 amino acids)
Source: RefSeq, a predicted model, not a curated record
AUGGAGCAACCACCUGGGUUUGUUGCUCAGGGGAAGUACCAGAAAUAUGUUUGGCAUGUUAUCCUUGUAGUUUAUGUAGAUGAUAUUGUAAUAACUAGUGAUGAUGCAAAUGGGAUUGCUCGAUUGAAGCAGUUUCUACAAAAACAUUUCCAAACCAAAGAUCUAGGCAAGCUUCGAUAUUUUUUGGGUAUUGAAGUUGUCAGGUCUUGGGCAGGUAUCAACUUAUCUCAGAGAAAAUAUGUACUUGACCUGUUAGAUGAGACGGGUUUUCUUGGAGCUCGUCCAGUUGAUAUCUCUAUGGAUCCUAAUGUGAAGCUUUUGAAGGAUGAAGAAGAAUCAUUUGUAGAACCAGGAAAAUAUCGUCGUUUGGUUGGAAAAUUGAAUUAUCUUACUAUCACACGAUCGGAUAUUUCUUAUGCAGUCAGUAUUGUUAGUCAGUUCUUGAAUGCUCCUCGAGUUUCUCAUGGGAAGCUAAUAGAAGGAUUUACAGAUGCGGAUUGGGCAGAUUCUCCGUCAGAUAGACAAUCUACUACUGGAUUUUGUACUUUUCUCGGUGGUAAUCUUGUCUCUUGGAAAAGUAAGAAACAGACAAUAGUUACAAGGUCAAGUGCAGAAGUAGAAUAUAGGGCAAUGGCUCAUACUACUAGUGAAUUGGCAUGGUUGCAGCACUUUCUUCAAGAAAUCAGUCUUUCACCCUCUACUCCUAUACCAAUGUUCUGUGAUAAUCAGGCUGCUUUACAUAUUGCAUCCAAUCCAAUUCUCAAAGACAGCUAA